Molecule: messenger RNA, 2138 nt
Organism: Bemisia tabaci
Lineage: Eukaryota; Metazoa; Arthropoda; Insecta; Hemiptera; Aleyrodidae
Source: RefSeq, a predicted model, not a curated record
CUUCUCAAGCUCUCGACAAAACUGUGUUUGGGGUAGAGCACGUAAUCCUCCAUAGAAGAAUCUCCUAUCUGUAACCGUUUCUUAAUGAUGCGAACUAUGUUGAGUAUUUCUGUUUUGAUAUUUAAACAGUGAUUUUGAUUUCGUGGUGUGUUAUUUUAUGCAAUAUUUUCUUUCUUUCUGAGUUUUUAGUUUCGUCUGCAUCUGAGUGCGUCCUCCAGAAACAAUUUUUGGGAUAUACAUCGCGUAUUUAUAUCUUUAUUAGCUUCUAGAGUGUUCGAGUGGACAUGCCAAAUACUAAAAUAACUGUCACCAGCGUUUUGCAGAUUUCUAUUGACAAAAGUAGUGAAAUCGUGUUAUCUUCUAUGCAACGUUUCUCAUGUUUCGGAAAGAAACUAAAAGACGUAGCAUUUUAUUUUCAUUUUUUCCACGGAGAUUAUCGUCCUGAAGCAACUCCUGUCAUUUCAUCAAGUAUUGGUGCGUCUCCGAAUGUGCAAUUUCGGCUUGGCCAGAUGACAAUGCUCUCGAUAAUAUCCGGAAAAUACGGACCGGUGGCGGUUCUCAUAAUAAUUUUGACAUGUGCAGCCGUCACGCAUAGCUUUAAAAUUUUGAUUCUGUACCCGACACCUGUUUUUAGUCAUCAACGGCCUAUGCUAGCAUUGACUGAAAGAUUGAUCAAAGAUGGCCACGAAUUGUAUGUCGUCACUCCGAACCCAGUUUUGGAACUGAAGAAUCACGUCAACUAUACCUGCGCAGACACUUCAUUUGCGUGGGAGCAAAGGGAGGACGACAAGAAUAUAGCCAGCCUCUAUCACCGAGAAGUUUCUAAGUGGCAAGUACCGAAAAUGCCCGUGGCCAUGCUGAAAGUCGUGAGGAAUCAGUUACAAAGCCAGCCGUUUUUUGACCUCAAAAAGCACCUGGAAUCAGAAAAAAUAAAAAUCGACGUUGUCAUUGCUCAAUUUUUUCUACUCCCAUAUCUAUCUCCAAUGGCGCGCAUCUUAGCAGAGGAUGCCCCGAUUGUAUCAUUGUCAACAUUUCUCAUGGACAUUUUUACAGAGGACUACUUAGGCAGUAAAGUUCAUCUGUCUUAUUUGCCCUCUAUAUUUAAUCAUUACACGGAUAAAAUGAACAUAUGGCAGAAGAUUGAGAACUGGUUCUCUCAUCUCUACAUUCAAUCGAGUGUAGAGACACUGAUAACGGAUUCUGCGCGGGAAUUUUUCCGCGAUAAUUAUGGUCGAAGAGGCGAAAGUCUGGUGGACACUUGGUGGGAAAAAGUUUGCCUCACUUUGAGCAUUUCCAACUCGUUAUAUUACUAUCCAAGGCUAAUGGGUCCCAACGUCAUUGAAACAGGACCUCUGCAUAUCAAACCUCCAGAACAACUACCAAAGAACUUGCAAGACUGGUUGGACGGGGCGGAGAGAGGUGUGAUCUACUUUAGUUUUGGGAGCAACAUGAAAAGCUCAGCUUUACCACCAGACGUACUACAGAAUUUCCUAAAAUUCUUUCUAGAACUACCACCUGGCUACCGAGUGCUCUGGAAAUGGGAGCUCGACGGAAAAAUUCCAGGACAGUCAGAUAACAUUUUGAGCCAAAAAUGGAUGCCUCAACACAGCGUGCUGGCUCAUCCGAAAGUGAGGUUAUUCAUCACACAAGGCGGACUUCAGAGCUUCCAAGAAGCAGUUCAUUUUGGGGUCCCCACUCUCGCCAUCCCGUGGUUUGUGGAUCAGAAUUGUGUCGCGGCUAAAAUGAUCGAUUUGAAGGUUGGGAAUAAAUUGUUGCCGCAAGAUAUUCACUUCUUUGAGAAAAUCAAAAUUGGUAUCGAAACUGUGUUAUACGAUGAAAGCUAUCUGAAGAACAUGCGGCGACUUUCAGCCAUAUCCCAUGAUUUCACUUCUCAAGCCAUGGACAAAACGGUGUUCUGGAUAGAGCACGUUGCUCGUCAUGGAGGUGCAUCUCAUUUGAGACCAGCCACUGCUGAUGCGAGUCUCUUUGAAUACUUCUGCCUGGACAUUAUAUCUGUAAUCUUAGUGUCACUUUUCGUUAUUCUAUUUGCAUUAGUAUAUAUUUUCAAAUUUAUGAACUCGUAUGUAUCCAUAAAAUUCGGCGAAAAAAUAAAAAAAGCUUAAGUAUGGUGUCUCAUA